UCUUUUUGCGACUAAAAGCAUCUUUCAAACUUUGAUACAGAACUUUAUAAUUAUUUCUUUUAAACCAGGUGGGAAUGCUAUAAUGCCUAAUUCAUUUUGGUCCUUCUUUUUUAACCUAUUCAUUUUUAAAAGGACAGAUACCAGUUAAAGUAAACUUGCUUAAACAUUUUAAUGUGUGAUCGUACACCACUUCUCUGAUAAUUAACUCAAAAACCGUGGUUUCCAUGGGCCGCCAUCUUCGUUGCCACGACACGUAAACAAAAGAGAGUUAACUCGGCACGGAAAGUAAAUUAACACGUAAAAGACAUCAUGGCGCGAAUUCUAUGAAUCGCCCAAAAUUUAAUUUUCGACUUGACCUAUUACAACACGGCAAUGGUGGCCUCCGCAUAAAAAAUUCAUCAAGUCACUGUGUUCUACAGUGAAUACGUAGAUGGACUUACAUUCCUAUUUGUGUUCGGAAAACGUUCCCGCAUGUGGGGCACGCGUUGUUUUGAGUAGCAGUUGAAGUUGGAGUUGAGUCGAUUACGCUGUGUCUUCUUAUGCUUUUUUUGUUUUUUUUUGCGGCUUGAGUGGUGUGUGCUUCUUCUUCUGUGAGGUGUGUGCUUCUUCUUCUGUGAGGUGUGUGCUUCUUCUUCUGUGAGGUGUGUGCUUCUUCUUCUGUGAGGUGUGUGCUUCUUCUUCUGUGAGGUGUGUGCUUCUUCUUCUGUGAGGUGUGUGCUUCUUCUUCUGUGAGGUGUGUGCUUCUUCUUCUGUGAGGUGUGUGCUUCUUCUUCUGUGAGGUGUGUGCUUCUUCUUCUGUGAGGUUUGGGCUAAAAUACCGAGUAUGACACGCCAUCUUGUUUCAUCCGUAGAAAAAAAGUCUCACACGAUGACCGUUCAACGUUCAUUGAAAUUGAGUGAAAAUUGUAUACAGAUCUUGAAGCGUUUUUUUUCCUUCCCACUAGCCUAAAGUUUCCAACUGGAGAAUUAACAGAAAAAAUAGUCGUUCGGGAAGUCUGCUGUCUGGAAAUCUAUCAACAUAGAUAGCAUAGGUGGAGAUGGUUGAAUGACUUGCAUGUCUGCAGUCUCGUUUGCACAUAGUUUGUUUGCGGAGCACCGUGACCUAAAUACACAUAUUAUUAGAGAGAUUUUAACUCCGGCAUGUUAGCAUCGUUAAAAUACAAGAAGAGAAUGUUGGCUUAUAACUCCAAAGGUUGUGAUGUGAUUACAGCGUCAACGAUUACUGAACACUUAAAAUUAAACUGAAAAUAUUUUAACAAUUACGAACAUUUUAACCUUUUUAAUGUAAUCUUACCAUCACGCGGUCAACAUUACUCUAAAGCUGUAUAACAUGAAGCAAAAAUGUUCUGUUUAAACAGGUACUCUAAAAUUGUUGAACUCAAGGCGUGUCCUCCCAGAGGUAUCCUGUUUUGGUGAGUUACAUCCUUCACACUCGCUGCUACAAGAUGCUACCUAACGCCGUGGUAUUUUAUGGCUUGAUGGCUCUGUUAUGUAUCGUGGGUAAGUCUCUGUGUUAAAUUUCAUUUAAACAAAGUAUAACAUCCUUUCAUAUUUUUAUGAGCAAAUUCGUAAUUCUUUUCAUCAUUAAAGAUACAUACGUGGAGAACUGUGUUAAGGUUAAGGCCAUAAAAAUUAUACUUAUUGUAAAAGAACAUGCGUCUCAUCCAUCUUUAAAUCCAAAUCUUGACUGUAUAAUAUCUUAUCAUUGCAGAUACAUGUCUAUAAGUCUAUUCAUGUGUUGUUGUCUAAGAGUAUAUUCGUCUAAAAGAAAGCACAAAUCUUUAUCGAUGACACCGCAUGUGAAAAUAUACUAAGUUGAAUUAUAUACACGGGAUGAUAUACAUAAAUAUGUAGAGAUCAAAUGAGCAUGAAGCAGUAGCAAGAGUCAUAUGAAUACGUGCGUUUUUAUGAAAUUUUGGUGGUUUUAUCAGUAAUAUUUGAUGUAUCUUAUGAUGAAUUCAAGCUCUAAGCAAUGAUCCUCGUAGUAGAGUUGAUGUUGUAUUCUCCUAGCUGGACCUCAGAAAAGUCCUCCGUCCAGUUGACGUGAUUGUGUAACAUCUAGCUUCGACUCAGAGAGGACAUCAAAGUCAGAGUUGACGUGAUGGUAUAACAUCUGGCUUCAACUCAGCGAGGUAAUCAAAGUCAGAGUUCACGUGAUGGUAUAACAUCUGGCUUCAACUCAGCGAGGUAAUCAAAGUCAGAGUUGACGUGAUGGUGUAACAUCUAGCUUCAACUCAGCGAGGUCAUCAAAGUCAGAGUUGACGUGAUGGUGUAACAUCUGGCUUCAUCUCAGCGAGGUCAUCAAAGCCAGAGUUGACGUGAUGGUGUAACAUUUAGCUUCAACUCAGCGAGGUCAUCAAAGUCAGAGUUGACGUGAUGGUGUAACAUCUGGCUUUCAACUCAGCGAGGUCAUCAAAGUCAGAGUUGACGUGAUGGUGUAACAUCUGGCUUCAACUCAGUGAGGUCACCAAAGCCAGAGUUGACGUGAUGGUGUAACAUUUAGCUUCAACUCGGCGAGGUCAUCAAAGCCAGAGUUGACGUGAUGGUGUAACAUCUAGCUUCAACUCAGCGAGGUCAUCAAAGUCAGAGUUGACGUGAUGGUGUAACAUCUGGCUUCAACUCAGUGAGGUCAUCAAAGCCAGAGUUGACGUGAUGGUGUAACAUUUAGCUUCAACUCAGCGAGGUCAUCAAAGCCAGAGUUGACGUGAUGGUGUAACAUCUAGCUUCAACUCAGCGAGGUCAUCAAAGUCAGAGUUGACGUGAUGGUGUAACAUCUGGCUUCAACUCAGUGAGGUCAUCAAAGCCAGAGUUGACGUGAUGGUGUAACAUUUAGCUUCAACUCAGCGAGGUCAUCAAAGCCAGAGAUGACGUGAUGGUGUAACAUCUAGCUUCAACUCGGCGAGGUCAUCAAGGUCAGAGUUGACGUGAUGGUGUAUCAAGCUUCAAGCCUUACCUCAAAGGACUCUUUCAAGUCCAAGUUGACAAGAUGGUGUAUGUUUCUAGCUAAAUAUUCUGGAUCUUGGCAAUAUCUGAUAGUGUAGGGUUGAUGCUAUUAAAAACAGUGGCUAAGAGAAUUUUUUUUUAAUGUAAGCUAAAAUGAAGAAACCUAUCUUCCGGUUUCAUUAAAUUUAAAAAAGACAAAUCUAUAGUGAGCCUUGAGUAGGUAAAGGAACAAAUCCGAGAAUAAGGAGAGUUACUUGCAAACUUAACCAAGUACACUUAACUGUUUUUAAGUAAAUAUGUUGCUUUGUUGUUGUUUUUUUAAACAGCAGAAGCAGGAAGUGUUACCCCGACAAAAGAUUUCCAGGCAAUACUUAUUGGUAGAAAGGCUUCAAUUUUGUGGAGAAAGAUAGAAAAUAUUAGCCCUUGUAUUAUACCUUGAGAAUUGCCUUCUACUUGAUAUACAAAGUUUCGAUCAUUACAUUAUAUUGAUUAGGUCAUAAAAUAUUCCAGGUUUGAUUGAUUGUGUGUUUUAAUUAUGCGUCUUGUCUCUCCUUGAAUCUUAAUACAAGGACUUGCAGUUCACAGUCUGCAUUUAUAAGUUGAAAUAAAAUUCCAGAGGCGUGGACUUUCCCUUCGCAUCCCUUUUUUUACAAUACUGAACUCCAAGCUCGUUACCGAUAUGAAAUAUGACGUCAAAUAACUAUUCGAGGAGCUCCACAUAGCGUUCUGGCAACCAUUGAAUCUUCGACAGUUUGAAAUAAAGUUUACACAAACGGUUCAUUAAAUCGUAGAUUGACAUGUAUCUUCUAUUUUUUUCUUGAUCAAUCUAUUUAUUUAGGUGUCAACACUGAUACAGAGGGCCCGCAGAUUGUUGACAACUGUCAGGAGAGAACUGCCGCGUGCAGGAAUAUUGCAACAACGGUUGAUGAGAUUGUGUAAGAGAAACGUAUUUAUGUUAUGAACUUUCGCCCACGUUAUCAAGGAUCUAUCUCAAGAACUGAAAGUAUUCUGUACUUUAAUAGAUUACUUGUGUGAAUGACGUAGGACGGUGGAGAAGAUAGAUGAAACAGUAUCCACCCAUAAAGGGAAUGUCUUCUUUGUGUUUGUUGCCCUAGCCUAGAACGAUUGCAGAGCUUUCGGGAGGAGAGCAUCCUAUCCACAAGCUAAGAGAAUGCAUCCUUUUUUUUAAAACAUCGUAAUAAAUGUAGUACUAUUGAGCGAGUACGCCCUUCUGUUUGUAUGAGAAUAUUUGCCAACCCAACUCAAAACAAAUAAUCAAUUAUUUGUUUUUUUUGUCUUUUUUUUCAGAAAGAAAGAAAAGGAAAUAGUUUCCUGCUUUAUGGCCUAUGUAUGCAAGUUCGAGGAAGAGGAACAUAGGGUGAAUGCUUUGAUGGAAUAUGGAGGAAAGAUUGAAGGUAAUUCCAUUUAUUAUUAUGAUUGUCCUUUACAAAUUUAAUUACAACAGUGGUUCUUAACCUUUUUGGAGGUACCGAACCCCACCAGUUUCAUAUGGGCAUUCACCGAACCCUUCUUAAUGGGAAAAACAAAAUGUGAUUCUUUUUCCUGAUUUUUUGGGGGGUCUCCGCCGAACCCCUCAGACUGACUCGCUGAACCCCUGAGGUUCGAUCGAACCCAGGUUAAGAACCACUGAAUUAGAAUUAGUUCCUUUGACAUUGCUUCUGGCUCUAUUUUAACGUUUGCGCCAUUGUCAUUACUUUAAGCUUCUAGCUCAUCAGUCGGUGUUCGUCACCAGGAGAAGAUACCUGGGCUUCCGGUCUCCUUAAAUAGUGUGCGAGAAUUGUAUGAUGAUAACCAGGUAGUGCAACGAAGGCAUGGCUAUUGGCUCUGCUUGUCUGUACUUUCGAAACACCGUAUAAAUGAGCAAGUGAGAGAGAGAGAGAGAGAGAGGGAAAGAGAGAUAGAGAGAGAGAGAGACAGAGAGUAUAGAAUUUUUGAACGUGACAUGCCUGAUUGCUGUCUUAUCACACGAACUUAUCGUGCGUUAAACUUCACUGACUCCAUCGACAAAGGGGGGACGUUCAAGCCUGGUUCCUUUUGAUAAACUUCAGAAAAGGAUUCUCACGCUUUUGGUAUCGGUAAUCGUUUUUGAUAGUAAGAAUUAUUUUUUGUCACCCGAAUCGAAGCAGAGCUAAAUGGGGUUCGGUUUCUAAAAGUAUUUACAAAUUUUAUUUAAAUGUGGUGUUAAUGUUUUUUCAUAUUGACAAAUAAACUAUAUUGUCCACAUAACAAUAGUUCAGAUUAAAUCCUAAUGUGCUUAAAGCUAAUCUGACUAUGAUAAACAUGAAAUUGAUUGAAAAUGUGUUUCAGGUUCAAAAAUGGACCCGUCUAUUCCUGAAACAGGCGUCACCGACAAGCCCACCAACAUGGCAGUGAUCAUCAGCGUUUCCUACAAAACAUUGGUCGCCAGCGCUGUCACAAUGUUCCUCAUGGCUUAGAUCUGAAAGAACAAGGAACACGUGAAAAAAGCAAUUAUUGUACUCGAUGUUAAUCUGUUAUUUCAACUUAUGGGAGAGCAGUAAAAUUGUAUAGCAAUCUGAGGAAACAUUUAGAUAACCUUUGUAAGAGUUUCAAGAACGCUGUUGAAUAAUAGCAAAAUAGUUGAAUAAGAACAAAAUUUAAUAUCAUUAUUGUAAAAAAUAAAUAAUUUCAUUAGCAAAACAUUGGAAACUUUAAAAAAGUUAUUGAUAUAUUUUUAUUUAAUCUUAAAAAAACGUUGUUAUCAAUAGGAAAAGAAUAAAUUAAUAUUUUGUUAUUUGAUUAACGAGUAUAUGAAAGAAAUGAAAUUUAUUUGUAUUCUAAAUCAAAUACUUUAAAGCAUUACUUAGAUAUUACCAGCAAAUGUAAUUAUCUAUUUUUUAAGUAUAAUUUUUUUGUCUUUAAGCAUAUCAGAGAUUAAUUUUUUUUUUUAUUUUUUUUAAACUCACUUAAUGUCUCUGUAAACAUUCCUGUGUUUAUUUAAGAAAACAUAAAAUUUCUUACGACAAACAAAAGGGAUGGAAAACUUGCACUCAAAGUAAAAACCUUAUUUUAAAUAAAUAUAAGAUUUA
Molecule: messenger RNA, 6011 nt
Organism: Lymnaea stagnalis (great pond snail)
Lineage: Eukaryota; Metazoa; Mollusca; Gastropoda; Lymnaeidae
Source: the annotation of a GenBank genome assembly